AUGCCGGAGCUUUCCCGCACUGAGAAGCCUAGGGCUUGCGAGCCCUGUUCUCGUGCCAAGGCAAAAUGUGUUUGGCCCGACACAAACGAUGGAUCCGUGGCGCAGAUCUGCCGGAGAUGUUCAAACAACAACCUCACAUGCACAAGGUUACAGCCCGGCCCGAAAAACAAGCGCGGAAAGGCGACCCAUGCAAAAGUCAUUGAACGAAAGCUGGAUGACAUCAUGUCUCUCUUGAGAGACCGCUUCGAAAUUCUUCGUGACGAAGCUGACUUGGACUUAUCAAUGCCCAGGAGUGACAUUCAUUUCUACGCCAACACCAGCGAUACGAGCCUUCUUCAAUUGGCAAUAGGAAUGGCAGGAGACUUGGGGUUGAUCAGGUGUCCCGAAAGUCCGGGCCCUGCCUACAGAUCUAUUGUCGAGGAUGCCGCCAACCUGAGGAACGAUGUUCAAGCUCGUAAUCGACACACAAAUGCCGAUCGUAGAGCCGUGCUCGGCGUAUUCUACAUUACAUCCAUACACUUGCUGCAGGAUCAAGAAAUUCCCACCGACUCGUUGCUAGUGCAGCUCAUACGAAUACGGCAAAUCGCAAUCAAGGUGCAUGAUGCGUUUUGGCAACGGAGCGAUCUUGCCAACGACAGGCCAUUUCGGGCCGUUCAUUCUAUGGCCAUUGCUACUAUUGAAAAGGAGUUGAAUGCAUUUAUGGAUAAUCUACCAGAGCCUCUGAAGUCAAACCAUCUCGUUCGCAACCACUGUGCUGCUAUUCGUAUCCGUCUGUUCGAACCUGCGAUUCAUGGUAAUGCGAGUGACGAUCUUGGACCACCAUAUUUGAGAUCCCGUAUUCUAUGGGACUGUCUAAAGAGCACCCAGACGCUCCUCGACGCCUUCGUUCUCAUGCCAGUGGAGACGUAUCCGUCCCUCACAUUCGCUUCAAUGCUUCAUCUUGCUUUGGCCAUCAUCAAAGCUGGCAGACUACUUUGCAUGGAUGACCAGGACUGGGACAAGGAAACAGCAAGCAGGAGCUUCAAUCUUCCGGAUAUGCUGCAACGGUUGAGCGAACUUUUCGACGAAGCCAGUCACCUCGGCAGUCCGAGGGGCACGAUCCUUCUUGACGGCCAUCCGGGCUUCGUUCAGGGCGGUGAUCUGGAUUUUGACUUUUGGCAGCAACUAUCGGAUCUUACCUAUAGUAAUGGCUAG
This is a messenger RNA of Lasiodiplodia theobromae, 1194 nucleotides long. RefSeq lists its product as uncharacterized. The record is from RefSeq and is a predicted model, not a curated record. The transcript has 8 exons. Lineage: Eukaryota; Fungi; Ascomycota; Dothideomycetes; Botryosphaeriales; Botryosphaeriaceae. Gene Ontology annotation, molecular function: transcription cis-regulatory region binding; DNA-binding transcription factor activity, RNA polymerase II-specific; zinc ion binding. Gene Ontology annotation, biological process: regulation of DNA-templated transcription. Gene Ontology annotation, cellular component: nucleus. The coding region runs from base 1 to 1194 and encodes 397 amino acids.